CGGACAAUGCUAUCGUGCGCUUGCUGACUCGACUACAGAAUCUGUAUUUGUGUUUCAUUGGUCAUUUUGAAUCAUUUACUGUUAAGUGUAUCCUAAAAUUGUUAAGUGUAUUUACUGUUAAGUGUAUCCUAAAAUUGUAAAACGUGCUACCAUGACUACGGAUAUAAACUGUAGUUUGCGCCUUUAUUAACUGAAACGGACAAUGCUAUCGUGUGCUUGCUGACUUGACUACAGAAUCUGUAUUUGUGUUUCAUUGGUCAUUUUGAAUCAUUUACUGUUAAGUGUAUCCUAAAAUUGUAAGAUGGCAGCUCAUAUAUCAGGGAUUGAGUUACUACGAGUUUCCUCAAUUUUGCAAGACUGCUGUGAUCAGCUGGCAGUGUUAGGCCACAUCAUGCCAGAUACUGACAAACGACGUGCUGAGGCUGACAUGGUGCUGUCAGCGGACAUUAGUGCGGUCAUGGAACAACACAGAGCUGCUGAGGUUUGUCUGAAGGUUGCUCGUGAAGCUCGGGUAGACGGGGAUGCUGUGUCUGAAGCCACACACCAGCUGCACAGGUCACAAAAGGAACUAAACCGUAUCCUGGCAGAAAGCAGAUUCUCUUCUGACAACCUAGCCAAGGUGCAGAGAGACAGGCAGUUCUUGGCCCAGGUAAAAAGUGAUACGCUGGCAGAGCUACAGGAGAAAGGUACCUUUCAAAGUUUGUGGCAGGCACUGGAGGAGGAGAAGAAGAGGAAGGCUAACCUGCAGGACAUAAUCAUCAGGGAGGAGGAGGGUUGUCUCAGGGCUAAGGCCUUACAAAGACAGUUACUUGACAUUCGAAAGGAAAAAACAGUGGCGCUUCAGUGGCGAGAGGAAAUGACAGCACACUUGAAGGAUCAGCUGCAGGAGAUGAAAGUUAAGACAAGUCUGGAGAGAAAGUACGUGAAGAGCUGUGCUGAGCUGCUGGUCUACCAGGGACAGAAACUUAACACACGUCAGGAGAAACAGCUGGAGGAUGAGAUAAAGAUGCUAGAGGGAAAGUUGGAGGAGGAGAGGAGGGUUCACAAGGAGAUGGAAUCGUUCCUUAAAGAGCAUCAAACAAAUUUAGAGGUAAAGCUGGAGUAUUGGGUAGAGCGCUAUGAGAAAGACAUGGAGGACAAGCAACAAGAACUUAAUGCUUUAAGAACCAACAAAAACAAUAACCUGGCACAGUUACAAGAUCUAGCUAAAAAGUAUAGAGAAAGCAAGCAGGUUAUUAUCGAGGACAGACUGGUGAAGGAUAACUUGCGCAGACAGCUGGAGAGAGCGCAACUGGAGAGGAACGCAGCAAUUAAGAUUCAAUCAUGGUGGAGGGGAACUGUGGUUAGGAAAUGCCUGGGCCCUUACAAAAAGGCCAAGAAACCCAAGAGUAAAGAAAGGAAAAAAGGGAAAAAAAAAUGACAAUGGUGGACCACAUAAAAUAAAACAUGUCAGAGAGGGGAACUUUAUUAAUCAGUUUAUAAUGACUCCAAAUUCUCAUACCAGAAAAUACUUUAAUAUUUUACUAAUUUUAUAACAUUAAAUGUUUUGCUUGAAAUAGUUAACAAAUGCCAUUUAAAUAAAAAAGAAAAAGGGGGCUUUAAGAAGUUCAUGCUGUCUAUAUAUGAAAUGCAGUGGUUCCUGUUAUGCAAGCUAUGUGGACAGCGGUACAUACUUGUCAACGUAUGGAAUGUAUUAAUUUACUGUACAGACACGCAGGGGAAAACCCUGCAGAAGGGUCAACAUCAUUUCUGCUGGGGAUUACCCUAGUCAUAAUUUUAAUUAUUUAAAUGAAAAUUAAAAAAAAAAAAAAAA
Messenger RNA from Electrophorus electricus (electric eel), 1813 nucleotides. It is a transcript of the gene drc9, whose product is annotated as dynein regulatory complex subunit 9. Gene Ontology annotation, cellular component: cytoplasm; sperm flagellum. Lineage: Eukaryota; Metazoa; Chordata; Actinopteri; Gymnotiformes; Gymnotidae. The record is from RefSeq and is a predicted model, not a curated record. Gene Ontology annotation, molecular function: protein binding. Gene Ontology annotation, biological process: cilium organization; sperm axoneme assembly.